Messenger RNA from Clarias gariepinus (North African catfish), 1280 nucleotides. RefSeq lists its product as uncharacterized. The record is from RefSeq and is a predicted model, not a curated record. The transcript has 11 exons. The coding region runs from base 1 to 1155 and encodes 384 amino acids. Lineage: Eukaryota; Metazoa; Chordata; Actinopteri; Siluriformes; Clariidae.
AUGGACCUGUUGAAAUUAAUGUCCAGUAGGGCAGCGGGUUCAGGCCCCCUAGUGUACACGGCUGGAGCUGCAGCGGCGGCUGUCAGCGUUUACAGUGAUUUUAAACGAGGGGAGAAAUCAACCUCGGACUCUGGAAACACAACUGGAGCCGAAGACCCAGUGUGUGUCCAGGCUACAGAACUAGCUGUGGUCCAACCCACAGAUGUUCCCCAGGACCAGGCCAUGGAUUCUGUGAAUGAGCUUGAGGAGAGAAUUGGAAUGUCAGUGACGUCCAAUGAUCAGCUGGAGGAAAGAAUGAAGGAGUUGGAGCAACUGCUCUCUGAAGCCAACAUAGAUUGUGACAUGAAAAGCAAGGAAUCGGAGCAAGACUGGGAGGCGGAGAAUGGUGAACUAAAAAAAAUUCUAAUUCACAAUGAGGAGUUACUGAAGGUCACACUUGCUGAAGCUCCGGAGGCUGUAGAGUCCAUUACUCAGCUUGAGACUGAGAGUUCUGAGUUGAUGGACAAACUGAAGACACUGCAGAGCACAGUAAAGAUACUACGAAGCCUCCUGUAUAAAAGUCAAAAGGAAUGUGACGAUCUAACUAUUAAGUAUGAGCGAGAACUGGAGGCUCACGCCAUCCUCCAGGUAGAGAAUGACGAGAUAAAAAAGAAUCUCAUUCACAAUGAGGAAUUACUAAAGGUUGCCCUGAAAGCAAAAAAGAAAGCUGAAGAAGCCAUUGCUAAUCUGGAGGCAGAAAAGUCUGAGUUGAUCACUAAAGUGAAGAAAAAGCAGAGCACAGUGCAGAAAGUGAGGAAAGCGCUAUAUAAGACUGAACAGAAGUAUGAAGAUCUAAUGAAUGGUCGCGGGGGGCCUGGAGCCUAUCCCAGGAGACUUUGGGCACGAGGCAGGGUACACCAUGAGGAGCGUGAGCAAGAACAUGAGGUUCACACUGACCUCCAGGCUGAAAAUGACAAGAUAGAAAAAAGUGUGUUUCACAAUGAGGAGUUACUGAAGAUCCCCCUGAUGGACGCUAAGAAGAAAGACAAAAAAACUGAGGAGGCCACUGCUAACCUAAAGGCUGAGAAACCUGCACCGAUCACCAAAGUAAAGAAAAGGCAGAGGAAAGGGAAAAAAAUGAGGAAUGCACCAGAAAAGACUGAAAAAAGUGUCUAACAAAGUCUAAAGCAUGAGUGUUAGCAAGAGUGGGAUGCAUCAGCACAUGUCAAGCACGAGACAGAAUGCAAUGUUAAAUGUGUGUGAUUGUGAGAGAGCUCAGUUACAUGUAGAUAAAUAAAUUU